UUGAGACUUGUAUACAGUGCUGCAUUACCAUUCGCUGAAAUGUAAACAAGCGUUACAAAGUCCUAGGAGCUAUCACUUUUUUUGCACUCUCAUACGAAAGCAUCAGUUUUGUAUCGUCAUAUUCUGACGUAUAACCUUUGUAUGAUUAUAUCUGAGAGGAGUUACCGAUCCGCACAAAUCUUUAUGAAACGUUCGCGUUUUUGGUUUUCGUACGCUUUACAAUUGCAAUUCCCGACUGUUUUACUUUUAACUCGUGCUGUGCGCUACGCGCGUUUAUCUUGGAUCGACGUGGAUCAACGAAAGCAACCACACGACCCACAUUCAACCUGUUUACAUGGUAACGAACUUGUGAACUUUUGCUGAGAUAUAAUGUCGGACGAUAAUAUGCCACAUAUUUCUUAUGGAGUUGAUAGUCUUGGAAGAAUAGUACGAAUUGAAUCAGGUACAACCAGGGCCAAUAUCAGACGUCUUCCAAGUGUAGAAGAAGUUUUAAGAAGAUUACGUACAAAUUUGAGGUCGGAUAGACUAACUACUGACUCUAACAAUGAAGUAUCUGAUUCUCAAGCUAUGGCACAAAUAGCAUCGCUAGAAGAAGAUAGUUCUCAAAAUGCAUGGGAUGAUGUAACUGAUCAUGAAUUAUCUGUUGAUAUCACUGAUGGAGCAUCUUCGCCGAAUCAAAUUACAUCUAGUGUGCCAUCAUUGACUCCAGAAGAAGAUAGGCGGUAUUGUUGGGUAUGUUUUGCAACUGAUGAAGAUGAUGCAACUGCAGCGUGGGUUAAACCGUGUCAUUGCCGAGGUACUACAAAAUGGGUUCAUCAGGGUUGUAUUCAGAGAUGGGUAGAUGAAAAGCAAAAGGGUCAUGCUGGACAUGCUGUAGCAUGUCCACAAUGCAAUACAGAAUAUAUUAUAGUUUAUCCAAAUAUGGGUCCGUUAGUGGUGGUACUCGAUACGAUCGACACAGUUAUCUUCCGAGUAUGUCCUUUUAUUGCUGCUGGUAUUGUAGUUGGAUCCAUAUAUUGGACAGCUGUGACUUAUGGUGCGGUUACUGUUAUGCAAGUGGUGGGUCACAAGGACGGUCUUACUAUGAUGGAACAGGCGGAUCCUUUAGUACUACUGGUUGGCUUGCCAACUAUUCCAAUUAUGUUAGUUUUGGGAAAAAUGCUUCGUUGGGAAGAUCAAGCCCUUAGCUUUUUGAGGCGGCAUGCAUCCAAAGUUCCUAUUUUAAGACAUUUUUUACCAAGCAGUUAUACUGACGAAGACACAAGUAUACAAUCUGAAGAUAUACCACCAAUGAAUGAUCCGGUAUCUGCAACGCGUGUUCUUUGCGGCGCACUUUUAUUGCCAACCAUUGCUAGUCUGUGCGGAAGGAUAUUCUUCGAAAGUAUAAGUUCUAAUUUUCAGAGAACAUUAUUGGGUGGUGCAGCCUUUAUAACAAUAAAAGGUGCAUUCAAGAUUUAUCAUAAACAACAACAAUACAAGAGACAAUGUCAGCGACGUGUAAUGGACUAUACGGAGAGCAACGUAGCAUUGUACAAAAGGCAACAAGAUUCCGAAAGUGAUCGAAGUUAAAUAAAAUAGUAAUGAAUAUUCCAAUGUUGAUUAAUAUCAGUGUUAGUAGACGAGUCACUUUUUCACAUAUAUGCACUGCUGCGCUAGAAAAAUUCAAUAAUGUAUAUAGAGUGUAAAAAAAAGAUCCUAUAGUUUUAGCGGGAUUUGUCCAUAUCUGGC
Molecule: messenger RNA, 1728 nt
Organism: Cyphomyrmex costatus
Lineage: Eukaryota; Metazoa; Arthropoda; Insecta; Hymenoptera; Formicidae
Product: E3 ubiquitin-protein ligase MARCH5
Exons: 7
Coding region: 370-1569 (399 amino acids)
Molecular function (GO): zinc ion binding
Source: RefSeq, a predicted model, not a curated record